Molecule: messenger RNA, 906 nt
Organism: Knipowitschia caucasica
Lineage: Eukaryota; Metazoa; Chordata; Actinopteri; Gobiiformes; Gobiidae
Source: the annotation of a GenBank genome assembly
AUGCUGGCCGUCCUAGCUGCAGGCUCUGUGUUUUUCCCAGGACUGUUCCUUCUGUCUAAACAAUGCCUAAAGUCAUUCCCCAUGCUGAGAUGGAGCGAAAGAGAUGCUGUUAUUGUUUCAGCUCGGUUGGUCUCCUCGGUGCAGGCAGUUAUGGCUUCAUCAGCUGGGUACAUCAUUGCUUCGUCUUGUGCAGACAUCAUAGAAGACCAGCACUGGUUGACAAGCACUUACAUCAUGUUUGCAGUUCCCUACUUUGUGUAUGACAUCUACGCUAUGUUCAUGUGCUACUGGUAUAAGAUCCAAGUCAAAGGCCACGAGGAGGAGGCCGCCCCGCGCUCCAUGCGCUCUGUGCUGGCCAGUUAUCUGCACCGGGAGUUCCUCAUGGUGUUGCACCAUGUUGUCAUGGUCACAGUCUGCUUCCCCGUUUCUGUGUUUUGGCGGCAAGGAAGGGGAGAUUACUUCCAGGGUGUAAUGUUCAUGGCUGAGCUCAGCACUCCAUCUGUCUGCUUGGGAAAAAUACUUAUCCAGUAUAAACAACAACAUACUCUCCUGCACAAAGUGAAUGGGGCUCUAAUGCUGAUCACUUUUUUCAUCUGUCGAGUCCUCCUCUUCCCUUACCUCUACUACGUUUAUGGAAGGUACGCGUCCAUCCCGUUCUAUAUGGUGCCGCUGACGGUGCCGUGGCACUGUAACCUCGGUGCUGCUCUGCUUAUGGCGCCUCAGCUCUACUGGUUCUCGCUCAUUUGCAGGGGUGCCCUGCGAUUAUUUACAAGAACCUCACGCUCAAUACCUCCUCGGACAUCGGCUGAACCUAAAGAACAACAGAGAAAAGAUGGCUCCGAUCUGCCUCAGCCGGCGAAUGGCUACAGCACGCAACCCACAGAGCCUGAGCUAACCACUCACUGA